Varroa destructor (honeybee mite) is the source of this 6815-nucleotide messenger RNA. RefSeq lists its product as uncharacterized. Gene Ontology annotation, molecular function: RNA-directed RNA polymerase activity. The record is from RefSeq and is a predicted model, not a curated record. NCBI's taxonomy places the organism in Eukaryota, Metazoa, Arthropoda, Arachnida, Mesostigmata, Varroidae. Gene Ontology annotation, cellular component: nuclear RNA-directed RNA polymerase complex. Gene Ontology annotation, biological process: siRNA processing.
CAUAACCUUCAGACACUAUCAUAUAUACACUAAAAAUAAUCGAAUAAUAAGCCGACGUUUAUUUAAGCAGUUGUAAUUGGUAAAGAAAGCCGUUUAUAUAGCCGAGCGAAAUAAACUAAUCCAGUGCAUCUAGGCAGCAGCCGCUGACGGAACGCAAAACGUCUCUUCAUGUUUGAUGGCAUACAUUUGUAUGAAUUAGGGCUGGCAGAACAAUCAUCAGUGCUGAACAACUUGCAUUUCUAGAAAGGCAGAGAUCGACAACGUUGAAGUGCCCUCAUCAGGUGAACAGCGCAGCUCGCUCAGUCAGACACUGGCACUGACUCAUCCAACCUACUUAUUCGGACAGGGACCAUUCCGCUCCGUGUCCAUAAACAGUCAUUUCUGAACGUGUUAAUUUUGUUAGUUUUUAUUGGGUUAGUAAGAUCUUCAGUUCGGUCACGUAAUGCAAACCAAAUGAUAUGAGCAAGACACAACCGGUGAAUUGUAGAAUUCGAAGUUUGAAGACAGAAAUCCACUGAUGUUUAACUGUUUUGCUUUAUCAGUAGCAAAUUCACUUAUGAAUGAAGCCGUGCUUUGAUCGUGCUAUCGUGAUUAUAUAAGUAUUUUGUAGAAAUUCACAAAAAAAUUAUAUAAGAUGCCUAUGACUUACAUUUGUGAAAUCAGAAUUGAUAAUAUAAAGUUUUUAAGGAAAAGCGAGGUUACGCUGAUUAAAUGCAAAUCAGAUAGAAAAAAAGUUACAAUUAAGUACUUCCAUUCUUGGUAUUUACUUUUUGCAUUUUACUAUAAGGAUACUGUCUAUAUAAUUAGUUGCGUUAAUAUCGAGCAUUUGCCAAUUUGGCUCAACAGGGUAAAAGUAAGUUUCAUAAUAUAAUAGCAUCGAAUUGAAAAAUUUUUAAAUUACGUGCUGCGGCUAAUUACACGUUUUAAUUGUAAUUGAAUGAACUGCUUAUUACAAAUUAAAAUUAUUUUCAUUUAAUUAAUAUAUUUUUAACCAACCUUACUUGAUUUCACAAAUGGAUUCAUUACGUUAUGGUCGACCCCAAAUGUUGAUGCCUUACUUGAUGAUGGCUAAAAACAAAGAUUAGUGGAUAUAAUUAAUUGUAGAGUAUUUCAUUCGUAGAAGCGUACGAUUGCAGUCCAGUCUGAUGGACGGCGACGAAAAAAUAACAAGCAAGAGCGAGUGCCAUCUUUUUUGGGAUCUAGCGAGAUUGAUAAGGCAUGCGAGUGGGAACAUUGCAUAAUCGUAUUAGUCAUGGCCGGCAUCGUUGCUUCUCCUGCUUUUCUCUCCGAGUACGCCUCUACUUGACCAAACGUUUUACCAGAAACCUGCCGUUGGCCACUAACGAUAUACUGGAAGCGUGACAUCGAACACUCCUAGAGCAAUUCCAAGCAUGUAUCCUGGCUCGCGUGAUGGGUAACUCAAUAAGGAACUAGGGCUAAAAUGUAUAAUAGAGUAAUGAGCCGAUAGCUAUGGCUGAAUACAAACAGUUUUUUUUUUUAUUGAAGCGCAUUACGCGUUGUGAAUCGGCAGUUUUAGCCAAUUUGUCCCUUUGGCUUCGAUAAUCAGGUUAAACUAGGUAAGACAUGGGAAAAGUUUAGAACUUUGUCCACACACAGGUGCCUUUUCACAGCUUAUAAUAUGCAUUUUUUAUUGCUUUAUUUUUUAUGGAUUGCUCAUUAAUCAAGCACUACCACUGUAUUUCUAAAGCCACAUCUGGUUUCUUAUUUUGAUAAAUAUUCUGAAAACACCUGAAAAUAUAUUGAUAUCGAUAGGUGACCUUCAUAAAUAUAAAAAUCUUGAAUUUAAUUAUUUUUCUUAAACUCUCUGCUUUCGAGAUAUUGAAGAGGCGUAAACUUUUAAUUCUAUAAACGCGUAUCUCGACAACGAAGUACCUGCGAAACCAGCCUCACAAUCUUAGUACUAAUGCGAGUGUCAGUGAUUUAUAAAAAACAUAAUCGGUCAAAUUAUAAUGUUCGAGUUUGCAGCCGCCUUUUAAAUGAAGAUCGUCCAUAAUGACGAUGUAAUGCUUUUAUCGGUGCAAAGCGAAUUCAUCACAAACAGAUCUUCUAUUUCUCCAAGACAAGUCAACAGAGUGCCACUUGCGUCUAAAGAACGAUUUGUGGCUAAAUGCGUAGGUCGCACGCAAAAACAAAAAGUAAAGGAAGUCGUUUUGGGUGGACGUACACGAAAGAUGCAGUCGCUUUUUGUUGUAAGUUUUCCUUGCUCGACCGAUGGUACUGUGGAAGAACAACAUGCGGAAUAUAAUGCUAAGGUUAAGGAGGUUGAACGGUUUCUUGAAUCUCAGUGGAAGUAUGUGACGCAGUAUCGAUUUGUGCAAUUUCGCUACCUUCAUAGUGGGAUCUCGAGUAGUUUGACGCGUCGCAAGCAAAGUAAACUCCUUUAUGAAGUUCCGUUCGUUGAAGCGAUCUUCGAAUUUACCUCUGAGACGGACAUGGAAGAUACAUUGCCCUGCUUGUACACAGAAUGGUGCAAAGAUCCUCCAAUAGAGGCUUGGAUCAAUCGGGGAAGCGACAUUUCAAUUUUCGAUGGAAAAAUUGAGUGGCGUACACGGACGACUUUAAAUAUUGAAAAGGCACAAUUUGGCAUUAUCGAUGGCCUUUCGACCUUUUGUCCGGAAUACACAGUGAAAGCAAAACGUAGCACGAUAUAUAUCCCCGAGAACAUCGUUAAACUAGAGGCGACGUUCGAUCAUACGCAUUCACAGUUGAACUUGGCCAUAACGCACAAACAUUCCUGCGAAGAAAACCUGGAUCAAUUUAGGAAAUAUCGAUUGGAAAUAAAAUAUAAAUCAAUUGCGCGCGUCAUCGUCGAAUUGCAAGAUACUACCGAAAUUUAUAUGAGACUUACCAAUCCUGGUGCUCUUUUCAUUUAUGAUGGAGAACGGGACCCACGAUCAGUGUAUCGUACCAAUAAUAUGGGAUGCAAGAAUAGGAACUGCAGUAUGGGAUUUACAAAUCUGCGUAGACUUGGUGGUGCUAACGUUCUGAAGUUGCGGCUCCCAGACCAACAAUUGAGCUUGUUGCAUCGGUUAUUUAGCCGGCUCCACAGAACGACGAAUUUCGUGGCUAAAGUAAACAGUAUUAAACGCCCACAUAACGAUAAGAUUAAAGCGGUUCGGGGGCAUUUGACUGAUGAUCUAUACCCGCGUAUUCCAUUUCGUGCAGCAUACGCGAUUGAUUCCUGUAGACUUAUCUCACUUGAUCUUUGCCGUCAGAUGGCGAUCAUGAGCAAUGAUGAGAUGAAGGAGUUUUGCUCUCAGCUAGAAGCGCAAGCGCACAAAGAUGGAAAAAUGUUUGAGAGAGCAAUGUUCGAAAUAACGCAGGCUAUAGAUGAGGGUAACGUGAUAAUAUAUCGCCGGGCAGUAAAUGAUGUGCUGAACAAGCUUCACAGGCAGGAUCGCCUGGAGAAAGAGAAAGGGAUUGACCAUGUAAAGGACGAGCCGCUCGUAAAAGGCAUGCGGGUUGUAUACAAGGUCUACGUUACUCCAUCAAGGACAAUACUUCGCCCUCCUGCCGAGCAUGGUGACAACCGCAUCUUGAGGGAAGUCGAUCCUGACAGGAUGUUGAGAGUGGCGUUCCUCGAUGACGAUCAAUGUCCCUUAACGCACGGUUGUGUUGGGCCUUUCGGCAGAGAGUUCCUCAGGCAGACGGUAUACUUCUUCUUGGAGGAGGGCGUUAGACUCGUAGGGCGCACUUACGAGUACCUGGCGGCCUCUUCAUCGCAGCUCAGAGAGCACGGUUGUUGGAUGUACUCGGAAGACAGCGAAGGUCGAACAGCACAUACGAUUCGUAAAUCGAUGGGAAAUUUUGAUAACAUCAAAUAUGUUGGAAAGAAGAUGGCUCGCGAAGGCCAAUGCUUUUCAAGUACAACAGAAACAGUUAAGGUUUCUAACGACGAACUGGAAAUCAUAGACGACAUUAAAGGAGGAAUGCAUGAAUCGAGCCGUAAGCCAUAUACAUUCAGCGACGGAGUUGGGAAAAUUUCACCCGAGCUAAGAGACGAUGUCUGUAAUGCUCUUAAGGACACACUUAAAAAUAAAAUACCUUGCGCUUUUCAGAUUCGAUACCGUGGGGCCAAGGGAAUGGUUGCUGUGGACCCGAACCUGAAGGGUCGCCGGCUUGUUCUUCGAAAAUCGAUGGUCAAAUUUGAAUGUGAUACUUCUGAUUCGUUUGAAGUUAUUAAGGUUUCUGAAGAGCGGAACGUCACCUUGAAUCGUCAGAUAAUUACAAUCCUCGAACAGAUGGGUGUUAAAACUAACGUAUUCUUGCACUAUCAGGAACGCAAUAUUCUGGACUUCACGGAUGCGCUUUUGAUGGAGUCAGCCGCAGCUGCACGGCUCCAGUCAUAUAUAAGAGACGAUCAAGAGGACGCAUUUGCGUUAAACUUCCGUGACUUUCGAGAUAACCAUAUGUCGAUCAUCAGGGAUCCAUAUUUCCGGUCAAUGCUGCUUACGUUGUACAAUAGCAUUUUAUCAAAUUUACGGAGCAAGUCACGAAUCGCUAUUCCGUGGACGUUAGGACGUAAUUUGCUCGGCGUAAUGGAUGAAACAGGAACUCUCGAAUAUGGAGAGGUGUAUGUCCAGUAUACAGUACGUGAAGACGUUUCGGACGAGGAUUAUUAUAAUAGAAUAACCAAAAGAGGCGCCAAUCCAUCGAAAAGAAAUAGGGACAAUGUGGCAGAGGACGACGAACAUUCCGAAACAAAAUUAAAAGGCACAACAAAGGUUCUAACAGGUCCAGUUGUGGUGACAAAAUGUCCGUGUGUUGCUCCUGGUGACGUGCGAAUGUUCACCGCAAUAGACGUGCCGCAACUGGCCCACCUAAAGGACGUAAUAGUGUUUCCAGCUAAAGGGCCUCGCCCUCAUUCGAACGAAAUGGCUGGUAGCGAUCUGGACGGUGACGAGUACGCGGUUAUUUGGGACGAACGUUUUUUUUUCAAGUGUCAGUGUGAGGAGUGCAAAAAUCGUCGCAACGGUGCUGAGGAGAAUCCAAGCACAUCCCGUCGGGCAGUGCUAUAUAACCAUCCCGCAAUGAACUUCUCUGAUGAACCCCCUAAAGAAAAAAACAAUAUUAGUUUAAAAGAUUACUAUGAGUUCUUUUGUGACUAUAUCAUGACCGAUCAGGUCGGUCGAGUUAGCAAUGCUCAUCUAGCUAGUGCUGAUCAGGAACCUGAGGGAAUAUUUUCCGAAAAGUGUGAUAGACUAGCUCGCAAGCUAAGUACUUGCCUAGAUUUCGCAAAAACCGGACAUAAAGAUAAUUGCGGAGUGUCAGACUUUGUGAAACGUUAUCCUGACUUCAUGGAAAAACAAAGUCAUAAAAAGACGUACAGAUCUAAUCGAGCCCUUGGACACUUAUUCCGUUCAUGUCGCGUUCUGGAAGGCUCUUUCAACCUCUCGUCUAUGGGAAGUGAUGAUAAAUAUGUGAACGAGCUUUUUCUGUUACCCGGAUGGGAUAAGAUGGCCGAACCCGCCAGGCGACUCGUCAUGCUGUACGAUCAGCGGCUGCGUAAAGUUCUUGAACAAGCUGGCAUUGUCUCAGAACCUGAAUUGAUGACUGGGCUCAUCACUCACUUUGAUAAGUAUCAAAGUAAAAACUUCCACGAGGUUGAAGAACGGCAAGAACAGCUUGCGGCACAGCGGUCAUAUUUGUGCCGACGAAUGACCGAAGAUUUUGACAAGUGCGUGGAGAACGCUCUCUCUGAUACUGACAGAGACAAUGAAGAAAAAAGGACUGAAACGCAACUAUAUUUGGCAUCAGCAUGUUAUGCUGUCGUGUACAAUCCAAAACCAACAGAUCCAAAGACAGAGUUUAAAGGAUUGCCGUGGAUUUUCUCGCCUUAUCUUAUGAGGUGCCUCGAAAUGACUAGAGCCAUGUAUCCAUCAGCGUUCGACCCGAUCCCUGACUCCCCUAUAACAGUCAAAAUUACUGAUGCCAUCGUGAGAAAGAUCCAAAGGGAGGCGCCGGAUUUGCAGGACCAAGGAUCCUUUAUGCACGUUUAUAUUACAUUAGUGAGCUGGGCCGAAAUCGAAGACCUUCACCGCCGAAUCCGCGAUGAAGCCAAUGCUCCGAACUGUCCCCUGAUUUGUGCCAAAUGUCUUAAAAUCCUGUAUCUGGCUAGCAGGAGGAGCUCUAUGUUUGAUGAGCACUACGAUGGGCUGAUGGGCUCAGAGGUGCUGCUGUUUAUGCGUUACUGCGCGAUGGAGUUCGAGUCAAAAACGAGCGUCGAAAAACUUGGUUUUGGCGAUUGUACAUCAAUGUGUGGGAUGAGGCGUAACGAUACGAUAAUUCGCCAACGCAUUACUAUGGCCGCUAUGAAAACGUACAGCAGGCUAGCGGUAUCAGGUGACGUGUGUUCGAUUGCGGGCCUAUCAUGUGAAUUCGAGCACAAUAAAACAUUGAAUUAUGCAGCACCACAGCGUGAAGGUUCUCCAAUGGUACUUUGCAUAGAGAAGGAGUAUAGUCGUAGACUAUUCUACGAGAACAUGUCUGAGGUGCAAGACAUUUUAAAAGACUGGUGUGGCGCAGAUUCACCCGAGGACCACCUGUCUUUGAUAUUCAAGGACAGUCGCGACCGAACCCAGGUGGCAGUUGUCCUUGUGGCUCGAGACCUUGCCCACUGCCGGCUCGAGGAGAAAUUGUAUGGCUACGAAAACGAGGAUGCGUUAAUCGCAGAUGUUCAGAACGAGCUAAAAAAGCGACGACAGAGUCGUGUAGAUAUGCUAGACAAUCAUAAAUAACUCCAGCAGAUUACUCUACACUUGCAAUAAAAAUUACUACGAUUAAAUAACUGUUUU